Molecule: messenger RNA, 1936 nt
Organism: Mya arenaria
Lineage: Eukaryota; Metazoa; Mollusca; Bivalvia; Myida; Myidae
Product: zinc finger protein 862-like
Exons: 1
Coding region: 17-1510 (497 amino acids)
Molecular function (GO): protein dimerization activity
Source: RefSeq, a predicted model, not a curated record
UGAUGGUGCUUCCGUGAUGGUUGGCAAACGCUCUGGUGUUGCUGCAAGACUGAAACAGGUCAAUCCUCUACUGUUAAAUGUACAUUGUGUUUGCCACCGUCUUGCCCUUGCAUGCACAGAUACCAAUCAUACCUUGAAAUACAUCAGCAAUGUAGAGCUAUUGCUUAGGCAGUUAUGGCAGUACUUUCAGAACUCGCCAAAAAGAAUGGCAGCAUAUUUGAAAAUUCAAACCCAGCUGAAAUCUGUACGGCUUGAGGGCAAAGCUGUAAAGGGUGUAACCAAACGCCUGAAAAAAGCAUGCCACACACGAUGGUUGAGUUUUGAAGCUUCGGUAAAAGCUGUUCAUGAAGACUACGAGGCAGUUCUCCAAACGCUUGCGCAUUUCCAAGAGAGUGAUGCAAUAGCCUCAGGUUUGCUGACGAAGAUGAAAAAGCUCAAAUUUAUUGGCGUCAUCUACAUUCUUAGAGACAUUCUUCCCAUCCUUGGUGAUCUGUCCCGUCGAUUCCAAAAGGGAUAUUUGAGUUUUGCAGCCAUUGUACCCGCUAUAAAUAUGACAAAAGAUAGGCUACAUAAUCUCGUUGCUGAUGCCAAACCAAUGGAAAGUCUUAGUCGGGACAUUGAAUCAUUCACUGACAUGUGUGCUGAAAUCAAAAUGAAUCAAAAUGACGCAAAGGAACUGCAUACUCUAUUUGAAAAAUAUGUCAGUGCUUUGGUUGAGAACAUUGACAACAGGUUUACAGAUAGCUCACCAGUCUUGGAAGCAUUCAAUGUUUUUGAUCCAAUGCUGGUGCCUGAUUCUGGUGUUGAGAUGAGGAGUUAUGGUCACGGUCAAAUUGAAGUGCUGUCUAAUCAUUACUUCAAGGAAAAUCCUGAUAAAUCAGACAGACUGAAAGCAGAGUGGGAAGGAAUGAAAUAUCAUUUGAGAGAUGUCAUCAAACCUAGCAUGCCUGAUUCUGUUAAAUCAGGCAAAGAACAAACAGAAACUACUACUGAAUGGUGUCUUCUACAACUGCUAAAGAAUAUUGCAGUGAGGCAACUGUAUCCCAAUGUAAUCUACAUUGCAGAAGUGAUAGCCUCACUCCCAGUUUCUAAUGCAUGGCCUGAGAGAGGUGCUAGUACACUGAAGGCUUUGAAAACAAGGCUGCGUAACAGACUGAGUACAUCCAUGUUAGAGUCUUUGCUUCACAUUUGCAUAAAUGCUCCUAAGCCAUCAUCCCUGGAAGGUCAGCAGCUAGUGAAGGCAGCUGUAAAUGCAUGGUUAGAGAACAGAAACAGGCGUAAACUUCCAAAACAGUCUGGAUCAGCAACAGUCACAGCUGCUAGUGCUACAAGUGUCAUAGAUGUUGAGGAUGCUGGAGUCCAGACAGAUCCAUAUAUGGAUGUUAGUGAAGAUGUCAUCAGGACAGCAGUUGACAUUGCUUUAAAAAAGCUUAGCCUUGACGAGUAUGAUGCUGGCGACUCAGAUUCAGACUGGUCAGAUGACGAAGAUUGUUGUUCCAAAAAUUUGUGACUGUGCAGUUUGGUAAUACUUCAAGUUCUUAAACAAAUAAUAAUCAAAAACUGAGUUUUAAAGUAAAGUUCACAGGUACAGUAGUUAUUAAGUGUUGUUACUUGUACCCGAAAUCGCUCUAGUGCCAGAAGUGCAUAUCAUUAUUUUCAAAAUUUUCCAAGAGAUGGCAUGCUUCUCCCUGCAAAGUCAUGACAUCUUGGGUUUUUUUCUUCAGUAUAACAAACCCAGAAAACUAAGUAAAAAGUAGUAAAAUUUAGAGACCAAAUUCGGACGAUUAAUGGGCCCACAACUGCUCAAAUGCCACGAUUUGGCACCGUUUUUUUGAAAAAUUUCCGGGGGGGCAUGCCCCCGGACCCCCCUAGCAAACUCGCGUCUUCGACGCUCGGACGUUCAGCCGCCUCAAAUAAUAUUUCAGCCUUCUACAAU